Molecule: messenger RNA, 4794 nt
Organism: Danio aesculapii
Lineage: Eukaryota; Metazoa; Chordata; Actinopteri; Cypriniformes; Danionidae
Gene: ccr6b
Product: chemokine (C-C motif) receptor 6b
Exons: 3
Coding region: 61-1152 (363 amino acids)
Biological process (GO): G protein-coupled receptor signaling pathway; immune response
Cellular component (GO): membrane
Molecular function (GO): G protein-coupled receptor activity
Source: RefSeq, a predicted model, not a curated record
CACAACUCACAGAAAGAGUGUAUCCCAACUCAAAGCGCCACAAGUGUUCUCAAAUACAUCAUGGACACAGUCAGCAGCAGUGCAGUUAUGGAUGAUGAAACGUAUAACUACCCUACCGACUAUUAUGAUGAGGCAGAGCCUUGUUCUCUGACGUCGUACCGCGACCAUGAAGUGACCAUCCAGACCUAUGUCUACUCCGUGAUAUUUGCGCUGGGCCUGGUGGGCAACGUUCUGGUGCUCCUGACAUACGUCUUCUACAAGAAAGCCAAAACCAUGACCGACGUCUACCUGGUGAACGUGGCGCUGGCAGACCUGCUGUUCGUGGUGGCCCUCCCCCUGAUUAUCCACAACGAGCGCUCCAAUUGGAGUAUGGGCACGUGGGCCUGUAAGCUGCUGCGCGGAGCUUAUAGUAUGAACGUGUACACUAGCACGCUCCUGCUAGCCUGCAUUAGCGGCGACAGAUACAUCGCAAUUGUACAGGCCCGACGCUCCCUCCGGACACGCUCCCAGGCGAAGGUCUACAGCCGGAUCAUCUGCUUGGCGAUAUGGUUUCUGGCGUUCGUUUUAUCUCUGCCGACGCUAAUCUACCACCAGGAGAAAAAUGAAGAAUGCAUCACCAUCUUCAGUGAGAAUGAAACCGCGCGGCUGGUGAAGAUCCUGAUUCCCAGCAUGCAGAUGGUGUUUGGGUUUCUGGUGCCGCUGAUGGUGAUGGUUUACUGCUACUCGUGGACCAUGGUGACUCUUCUUAAGGCGCAGAACUUUCAGAAGCACAAGGCGGUGCGUGUUGUCCUGGCUGUGGUUUUCGUGUUUGUGCUUUGCCAUCUGCCGUAUAACGUAGCAUUGCUGGUUUACACCAGUAAACUGUUUAUGGAGAGGAAUUGCAGGGAGGAGCAGGUCACGCUGAUGACGCUUUCGGUUAGCCGGACCGCGGCGUAUCUGCACUGCUGCCUCAAUCCCAUCCUCUACGCAUUCAUCGGGGUCAAAUUCAGAGGCCACUUCUACCAGAACCUGCGGGAUCUGCGAUGCCUCGGUAAGCAGUACAUCUACUCGGGACGAUCCUCACAGCAGACAUCGGAUUUGUACAUGUCAGCAACUAAAACUGUUGUCGGACAUAACGGCAUCAUAGACAACCCUUCGUCGUUUACAUUGUGAUGUAACAACACUGGAUGUCCUUCAUUAAUAAUUGCGUACAAUUUUCAGACUUCUCAUGAAAUCUUUCGGUGUAAUUUUGUAAUUGCGAACAGCUUGAGCUUGUUCGUAAUUACAUAUGUAAAUCUGUAUCUGUUUGUGAAUUUGGAGUCUUUCAAAGCAUCAUGGUGGCUGAGUUGUUCGCAUGUUUGCCUCACAGCAAAAAGGUCGCUGGUUCGAGUUCCAGUUGGACCAUUUCUGUGUGGACUUUGUAUGUUUUCCCCUGUGUUCUUGUGCAUUUCUUUCAGGUUUCUUGGGGUUCCCCCACAGUCCAAAGACAUGCGUCAUAGGAAAAUUGGAUGUACUAAAUUGGCCUAGUGCAGGGGUGUCAAACUCAGUUCCUGGAGGGCAGCAGCCCUCAGUGGUGUAAAGUAUACUGAAAAAUCAUACUCAAGUAAAAGUACCAUUACUUGCAUAAAAAUGUAGUGCGAGUAAAAGCCUCUGUUGUAAAUAUUACUCAAAGUAUGAGUAAAAAUUAGCCCUCAAAAGUACUCAAGAGUAGUGAGUAGUGAGUAUUACACUGUAAAAAGCUGAUGUGUUUACUUGUCAUUUGUGGUUGUGUGUAAACGUAAGAUUCUGUAGUGUUUUUAUUGCUCAGCAGGCACACAACGUCAUAAGACGUUAAUAUUAGGUUAGAUUUAGGUUGUGAUGUCAGGUGACUAAAAUUCAAUGUCUGGUCAGCGUCUAAGGACAACGUUAUUUUGAUCACCAAUAAAAACGUCAAAUGAUGUUGAUAUUUGGUAGAUUUUAGGUUGUGUUGGAAAGUGACCAAAAUCCAAUGUCAAGCCAACACCUUAAAUCAUACUGAUGUCAAAAAUUGACAUUUAUUCGUCAGGUAUGGCAACCAAAAUCCAACGUCUGAUAGACGUCAUAGUGGUAACGUCCACACAACAUCAAGCUGUAACAUCAUUAGACGUUGAUAUUUGGUUGAUUUUAGGUUAGAUGUUGGACAUUGACGUCGGCCUGGCGUUGAGUUCUGACGUCAAAACGAUUUUCAUUUCCAAACAAAAUGCAACAUCCCCACGACGUUGAGGCACAACGUCAAUCUAAUAUCAGGUUGGCGUCUUGUGCCUGCUGAGUGUUUAAGGCCAUUUCGGUCAAACAGUCUCUAAGUGUAAAGAUGUUGGACAUCUUCUUGGACACUUUUAAUGCUUCCAAACAGUUUUCUGCAAUCAUAAAGCGCCCAUGUCUUGAGGUAGUUCAAUAUAAUGCAAUUUAUCAUCUAUGUGUGAUUUGAUUGGACAGGAAUCCCUGGACUCACUUUUCUAAUCCCCAUAGACAGUAAAAAACAAAUGAGUGCAACCCAGGCUCAUUCUGAAAACGUAGUCCCGAGGACGUUUCUGGAGACCGUGAAAUACGUCCUGGGAGGUACGUAUUUUUGCAGUUUUUGGUUUGCGCGAAUCCACGAGAGGCCGCUGUGUGCGCCUUUUUGGCUUCUCGGACGUCUCCCGCGAGUGCCGUUUGCGCCCGCACUGUUCUUGCGUGAACCCACCAGAGGCCGCUGUCGAACGAACGUCUGUCUGUCCGACUGGCUGAAUGAUUGACUGGGCGACCGGCCGACCCACCCUCCUCCUUACCCGAACCCAACCAAUUUUACCGAUUGACCCGCCCGCCCUAAACCAACCAACGAUUUACAAAAGCCGUCCGGAAAAAGAAAAGCCCUCGUCCGAUUUGUUUUUUUUUUUACCACGUUUUCGGAUUUUACCACUUUCUCACCCUGUCAUGAAGCUCUUCGCUUUAUUUCUUGGAUUCUGUUUUAGUCUUACCUGAUUUCUGGAACCGCUCUUCCCCGGACUCGAACCCGGUCGUCGUGGUCAGCUCCUCUCUGCGUCUCGAGUCCUUCGACGCACAGGACGAGCUAACCGGACAAACUGGUUGCGGCGGGAAAGCCCUCCACACGAAGGCAAGCGGUCAGCAGGCGGGCGCUAAAAGGAACGGCGUCAUACCGCCCCGCAGCAUUCGCUUAAAAAACAAAAUGCAGCCGUACGUACCUCCGGCUACAUAAUUUGCGGCCUCCAGAAACGUCCACUGGACUACGUUUUCGGAAUGAGCCUGGGUUGAAUGAGUGACUGCAGGUUGAAGGAAAGUAGUAGAGUAAAAGUGCCAAUACAGCACUAAAAAUGUGCUCAAGUUAAAGUAAAAGUACACAUUUUUAAAACUACGUAUUAAACUACAAUUCCUGAGAAAAACUACUCCAUUACAGUAAUUGGAGUAUUUGUAAUUUGUUACUUUACACCGCUGGCAGCCCUACAGUUUAGUUCCAAAACUACUUUAACACAGGGGUUCCCAAACUUUUCAGCCCGCGACCCACUAUAUUCUCUGAGGUGGUUAUACAGUAAAUAUAAAGACCUUGCACACAUUCCAAUAGGCCCAGAUCUGUUCAUGAUUAGACAUUGGAGAAGGCCACUCUGAGACCAUAUUCCAUGUUCAGUUGUGGCAUGUAUUCAUUUUUAAUAUGCAUGAGUGAUAUAAAGGUCUCAGAUAGUUUAACCUGGUGCCAUAAAAAUCAAUGUGCUGAGUCUUUAAUAUAACGUAAUCACCCCAGGGGUCAUAAAAAAUCUGAAGGCUGAUGGCUUUUCAUUUCCAUCUUGUUUUUUAAUAAUGUUAACAGUGUUGUUAUUAACAGCUGUUUUGUUCUUCAGUAUGUUAUGGAUAAAAUAUGGUAAUUCUAAUAGUUUAAUAACAUAAAUUAGAUUCUUGUAAAAUCGCCAAGCGACCUCUCUUCAUUGUCCUGCGACCCCCAUUUUGGGAACCACAGCUUUAACACACUUGUAUGUUUCAAACAAGCCUGAAGGACUCAAAUAGCCUAAUCAGGUGUGUUUAAUUAGAGCUGGAACUAAACUGUGCAGAGCUGCGGUCUUCCAGGAGUUUGACACCCUUGCCUUAGUGUUCGAGUGUGUGUGAUCCAGAGAAUGUGUGGGUGUUUCCCAGCACUCAGGGUUCACGAGUUAGUCUAGUCUCAGUGGUAGGCAGCAGCUGGAAGGGCAUCUGUCAGUAAAACAUAUGCCAGAGUAAUCGGUGGUUCAUUCCACUGUGGUGACCGAAAAAAAUAAGCCAAAAUAAAUCGAAUGAGUGAGUGAACGAGUGCAUGAAGCUAGUCAUUUGCAUAACACACACCCACACCAGCUCCAUAUAAGGGUUUUCCACAAAGCAGCACUCGUCCAGAGGAAGACGGUUGUGUGAUUAUUAAUGCUGACGAUCGUUUUGCAGCCAGAUGUGGAGGCCAGAAAAUAUGUGCCGUUUACAAAAGCUGCAUAAAUCAUUCAGGACUUCUCUAAAGCGACUGAACGUUCAGUAAAUGCACCUGUGCACUCUUUAAAGAUGCACUUUCUCCUUACAGCACACACACAAUGUCUUCAAGCAGAACCAAGUGUGCCAUGUCUCUACAAGGUGAUGGGUGAGAUCAGGUGAUUGUUGUUUAGACCUCGAGUUAUAUAUUUAUGUAUAUUUGGACCUCUAAUUAUACUGUGUUAUCAAAUUGUAGUGUGUUUCCUUUUCAUUCAGCCUGUAAAUAACAUAUCUAAUUAUAUGUAGGGUUCUUUAUACGUGCUUAUGAAUACAUUUGAGUAAUAAAGUUUUUAACGAAUCUCGAUUUAUUCUUGAAAA